Molecule: messenger RNA, 4884 nt
Organism: Maylandia zebra (zebra mbuna)
Lineage: Eukaryota; Metazoa; Chordata; Actinopteri; Cichliformes; Cichlidae
Gene: palb2
Product: partner and localizer of BRCA2
Biological process (GO): double-strand break repair via homologous recombination
Cellular component (GO): nucleoplasm
Molecular function (GO): DNA binding; protein binding
Source: RefSeq, a predicted model, not a curated record
AGCAACGCUUGGGUUCAUUUACCUACCGCUGAUCGACUCAUCGGCGCUCGACUGCUCGUGCCUGGCGAUGUGAGUCGCGGGAAAUUAGAACUAAAUCGAUAGCUGCCAAAUCGACCGUCAAAACAAACUUGUAGCCCGGUGUAGUCACUGAAGAGCUCACCUUAUGAAAUAGCAUGAACUACAGUAAAAGGCAAGUUGCACAUUUAAUAAAGUAUCGGUGUUUAUCAAUAGCGGUGUAAGCUUCGGCUGUUGGCUGCUAACGUUUAUGUUUCGUGUGGGUUUUUCAGUUAAAGAAAAAUCACGUUAUUGUCAAGUGAGCUAAAGUUUUAGGGAAAUCUAUAUGGCAAAGGUUACGUCUGCCAGCUGUGCUAGCGCCAUAGAAGCCGUGUCAUGGCUACAUUUAAGUCUUAGUCGUGUGUUGCUGUGACCAGAGAGCAGCAUGGAGACCACUGUGGGAGAUAUUCUGCACUGUGAGGAGCAGCUGAGAUCUACGCUGCAUUCUGAUGAUAAGGAGAAGCUUCGUAGGAAGUUGGCUGAAUUACAAAGGGAAUAUCUCAGGACAGCCCAGAGACUGCAGCGUGCCGAGCGCUUGGAGGCAGUACAGAAACAUGUGAGGAGCAGGAUCGCUGAACAAAACCACCUGGAGCAAAGAGACACGGAGGCUGCAUCAAAUCUCCGUCUCAGUCCUUCUUCAUUGAUACUGAACAGCAGCGGUGACACAGCUCAGGGCUUAACUCAGAGCCAGAGACACACUGAAGGUCCAGCUGAAUCUGACAACUCAAGGAGAAACCAGGUGAUCAAGUUCUCACUUCCAUCUGAUGCUUGCCCGCAAACGCCAGAUCUCAGCCAUGCUGAACCUACAGGUUAUAGAACAGGUUCUUCCCUGCGCCUCAGGUCACGACGCAGCCGCCUACGCUGGGAAAGUAGGAGCACAGAGAACAAUGAAAAGGGACAGGAGCAGGGUGAGGGGAUGGAAAGUGCCAAAAGAGCAGGAGAGGAGGAGAAACUCACAUCAGAUGAAGCAGAUGCUAUAAAUGAAAGUGAAGAGCUUUUUUCUGGUACAGAUUCUGAGUCUCCCUCUCUGCUGCUUACACACUGGAGCACACAUGGAUAUACUGAACCAGGGGAUAUUCAGGGAAAAGACAUCCCUAGAUCCCAAGAACAAAAGGAAAAAGAUGCUGAGGAAAAAGGUGAAGGGGAGAAUGAACCUGAGUCAUUGUUGCUCACAACACAAACUGAAAACAGGGGGCAGGAUGACACACAAAACAAACCGAGAAAAGAAGGGGCGAGAGGAGAGGAUGGUGGAAAUAGUAGAGGACGGAAUGAAGAGAACAUUAGUAAAGACACUGAACAAAAUGUAGGGGACAAAACAGAAAGUAAAAAAAGGCAUGAUUAUAGUGUGGAAGUAAAAGAGGAAAAGAAUGAGUUGACUGGAGGUGGAAAAAGUGGGAGCCUUAUGGACUCCUGUACAUUAGUGGAGGGACUACUUUUCCCAGUGGAAUACUACGUUCGAACCACAAGACGGAUGACAUUUUCACAGAGCCAGCCUGACAUGCAGGCUGUAAUAGAGUCCCAGCUGAGCAGGGGACGACAUCGCAGGAGCCGAGGUCGUGCCAAAGGACAGAACAGGAGCACACAGAGCAGCGACCUUUCACAGCCGCACACUCAGACAGAUUUCUUCUCUCUAACAACUGCAUCUGGGGACCCUAACAAACCAUCACAGGCUGUUGCAUCUGUGUGUGCAUCUGCUGAACACAGCCAGAACUCUGGUAAGAUUUCAGCUUGUCAGAUGGACUCUAGUUUUUCUCCCACGUCUGCUCGUCCAGCACGAGGCCGGAAGAGGAAGAGAGGCACGGGGAGAGGGAGAUCUCAGACCGGACGAGCCUCUAGUUUGAACACACAUCAGUCACCAGGUGAGCAAACCUCAGAUGAUCCCCAACCUACAGACAUUCCAGUCUCUUCCUGUCAGUCUCUCCAAGAAGCUGAUGGACCAGAGCCAUGCCCAAUCCCAGGAGAAACCGACCUAGCAACAAAUGAACCACAGCACGUGCCCACACACAUCACUGAUCCUCCGCUUACUUCUGGAGAUAAUAGAGCUUCUUCCAGCUCUGCCUCUGGACAUCCAGAGGAGGUCUAUGAAAUCUUUAUGAAGAGGAACAACAAGGCUUACAGAUCCCCACACAUGAACCAAAGUACAUCGAGCUGGCGAUCUCUCCUCUUGCCCUCCUUGUCACCGGCUCAAACGUCUCUGCUUCGUCUUCCCUCUCUGUUGUCUGGCCCGCUGAUGAACUUGGACACCCACCAAGAUUUUCAUCUCCCAGAUGACCAGUUUGCCUCCCUGAAGCUCCUCAAGCUUCGCCAAGUCACUGGAGAAUCUGCAGUUGAACCUUUCUCAUCCCCAUCUUACAACACACGCAGCAGCUGGCGCCGCUUUGACUUUCGAUGCACCGGCGCUGAUGCAGCGACGCCUCUUCCUCUCCCGCUAAGCCUCACACCCACAAUUGCAAGUUCACCAGGUCAUAAUGCAGAACAGCUGGCUGCUACCCAGUCCAUACACAUCCAGAGUGUAUCAGAAGAACACAGGCUUACAGAUAAAGUGAUGAAGCACUCCUUCACUGAAGAGCAGCAGAGCUUGGCAGAGACUCACUCUAGCCCAACAGAGCCAGUGGGGCAAAAGUGUGCUAAUGUCUGUAAGGAAACUGUGAUUGUGAACUCUCAUAUUGAACUUCAGACUCUCAUGAACUCUGCAGACAGACCAGUCUGCACAGAGAAUGAUGAUGUCAUCAAUCACCCAGAAAAACUUAAAUUACCUGAAAAACACACAUAUUGUGGUGUGGUCCAUGCUUCAGAGGAUCUGAGGUGUAUAAAUCACAGUGAAGAAGAUAAAGUUACCACUGAGCUGGUUUCCUUUGAGUCACCUGUAGAGGAACUCUCCUCCAGCAGCUGCGCUGAUAAACAAGCAUGUAAUGAAACAAACCCUCCAGGAGAACCUCUGAAGACUCCAAACAGACUUCCUGAAAAUCAGACCAAAUCUUCACACGGUGUCAUCUCUCAGCUCAUGUUGAGUUCCCCUCUGGCUUCAGCACCCUCCCUCUUUAUAACCCCACACCUGCCUUCAUCCACCCUAAGUACCAGCCCAAAACUACCCUCCCUAGGUCUCACCCCCCACCCUAUCACCUGCAGCCUCCCUCUGACCUCCUCCCCCUCUGCCCCUUGUCUCAACCUGCCUCCACCAUACAGCCCUUCCAGACAGGUUCUCUCUCCUCCACCCCUGUCUCCCUGUCCCUCCAUCACUUACCUCCCUCCUAGCCCCUCUGCUCUCUCUCCAUCUGGAGAGAUCCACCAUUUAUCUAAGCCACCAGUUAGGGCCAAUCAGCAUCACACAGUUGAACUCACUUCUCCCCCGAGUCCCUCCGGCCAUCAGCUGGAGGACUCAGCUGGGCAGUUGGACCUGAGAACAGAGGAAACGAAAGAAGAACUUGUAAUUAGACACAUGCACACAUUGAGGGCUGCAGCAGGAGGCAUUCUGGUAGAUGCUUGCUGUUUUCCUGGAUCCUCAGACACUUUGUGUGUAGCAGCAGCAGGAAAGUGGGCAGUGUGCCUUUGGAGUCAAGCUUCAGCAUCUGAAUGGAAAUUAAUACACACCUGGACCUUUAGUGAGCCAGUGAUCAGUGUGUUUCAUGUCCCGGAUGCUGCUGGGCUGAUCUGUGUGACUCUGGGUCAGCUGGAAAUCAGAGAAGUGAGAGUGCUGUCAUGCUCCAGCCUCAUGCAAAUAUUGCUCUGUGAGGGGAUUCUUCAGGCAGUGAUUGGUGUGUCCCGGUCCAGAGUGGUGACCACCUCCCACUCAGCCACAGGUUCCACUCUGCAGGUGUUUACGCUGUCAGACUACAGCUCACCAAGCUCUCAGACUCUGGUAUCUCCAGGUGUUUGCGUGGGAGCGCUUGCACCAGUUGACGGACUUCCUGAUGCUCUCAUUGGUACAGAUGAGGGCGGACACCUUUUUGUCUGGAAUCUAAAGACUGGACAGCUGCUGUGCAGAGUCCUCUUUGGAGAGGGUUUUUCUCACACAGCCUGCCUCAGAGGAUAUUCCUCCUGUGGAGUGUUGUUUGUCCUGCUGCAGCAUCAGUUUCUAAGCUCUUUAGAAGACGAAGAAAAAGAAGGAAAAAUAAAAGAUCCUAAGACUGCAUUUUUCUCCUUGGUCGCCAUUAACCCUCUAAGUGGAAAAUCCAUCCCCGCUACUCAGCUGUACCCACCGGAAACCUGGGCUGGCAGGCUGUGUGAAGCCGACGUCAGUGGCUCCGGCGUGGUGGGCCUGAGUCAGAACGGCUGCGCCUGUGUGUGGGACCUCGGGCACCCGGGGGCUUCGAGGAUGGUGUGGGCUCCAGAGAGUGAAGGCUGGCAGCUGGCUCGAUGGGGGGGAUUAAACACGCUGGUGACUGGACAUCACAACGGAGACGUGACUUUAUACUGCUACAGUCAGAACUCGCGCUGCUGCUAAAAACGGACUUUUAGACGACUUUUUAAUCAAAUAUAAACAUCUUUGUUUCAGUCUGCGUUGACAUAAAGACAUUGGGGGGUUUCAGCGUCAUGGUGGGGCACGGACACGUUCCCUUCAUUUGAUUUGGUUACUGCUGUAAACUGUAUUGCAUUUCAGGAAUUUACCUUCAGCUUGAGUAAAUUUAACAUAAAAAUCCAAAAACAUGAGCUUUCAUGUACUGUAAACUGAGCAUGUACCAUAAACCAGUCGCUGCUGUACAAGCUUUCUAACACGUCACACCCUAGAGCUCCUUUUAGGUCACUGUAACGUCAGACUGGAAAUGUGUGUUUUAUUACUGCAGCUGUUUUUGACUUGUUUAUGUAUGUGUAUGUUGUAUUUGUUAUAUA